Molecule: messenger RNA, 705 nt
Organism: Miniopterus natalensis
Lineage: Eukaryota; Metazoa; Chordata; Mammalia; Chiroptera; Miniopteridae
Gene: TRH
Product: thyrotropin releasing hormone
Biological process (GO): hormone-mediated signaling pathway; positive regulation of insulin secretion; eating behavior
Cellular component (GO): extracellular region; secretory granule
Molecular function (GO): thyrotropin-releasing hormone activity
Source: RefSeq, a predicted model, not a curated record
AUGAAAAUGAGAACUGCAAAGUUUCCAGUGGAUUUGGCAUCAACGAAGUUGAUAGGCCGCGCACAGCCCGAGGUGGACCCGCAGGAGGCGGCGGCGGCCGCGGAGCACCCGGCCCUGGACCCCCUCCUGCGCCGGGCGGAGCGCCUCCUGCUGCUCCAGCAGGACCUCGAGCGGCUGCGCGGGGACCUGGGAAGCCGCGAGUCAGAGUCCCAGAUCUUUCAGCCCGACUGGCUCUCGAAGGGCCAGCAUCCAGGCAAGAGGGAGGAGGCAGAAGAGGGAGUUGAAGAGGAGGAAGGAUGGGCUGUGGGGCCCCACAAACGGCAGCACCCAGGCCGGCGGGACGAGGCAGCUGUGUGGCCCGAGGACGGGACCCAACAGAAGCGGCAGCACCCUGGCCGGCGCUCCUCCUGGCUGGGCUAUGCUUUCACCAAGAGACAGCACCCAGGCAGGCGGCUGGUGGACCCCAAAGCCCAGGGGCGCUGGGAGGAAGAGGAAGAGGAGAUGGAGGGGGAGCUGAUGCCUGAGAAACGCCAGCAUCCCGGCAAGAGAGCCUUGGGGGGCCCGUGUGGGCUCCAGGGAGACUGUGGUCAAGCCAGCCUCCUGCUGGGGCUCCUGGGUGACCUGAGCAGGGGCCAGGGGCCUGAGGACAAGCGGCAGCACCCUGGGCGGCGGGCAGCCUGGAUCAGGGAGCCCCUGGAGGAGUGA